AUGUCUUCGUUAAUCUCUCUAACCAAAACACCAUUACAGUCGCCCGAUGGCACACUCUUUAUCAUUACAAUGAAAAAUGGUGAAAAUCGUAUAAACACUGCCUUUUGUCAAGCCAUGUUCACCAUUCUUGACGAAAUCGAAGCUUUUUGCGAGGAAAUGGAUGGGACUCCUGCAGCAUUAAUAACCACCAGCGAAGGGAAGUUUUACAGCAAUGGGCUGGAUUUGGAACAUGCUUUAUCGACGCCUGGAUUUUUCGAGGAUUAUUAUUUGGCGUUGAUGGAGAGAUUCCUGACAUUUAGAAUUCCGACUGUUGCAGCUUUAAAUGGGCAUGCUUUUGCAGGAGGUUGUAUGUUGGCCCUUGCUCAUGAUUAUCGCGUUAUGAGGUCUGAUAGAGGCUUCUUGUGUAUGAACGAAGUCGAUAUCCCAUCCCCCCUUCUUCCAGGCAUGGCAGCCUUGGUAAGGGCAAAAAUGACACCUAGUGUUUACCGUAACUGCAUCCUUCAGGGUUAUCGCUUCACUGCUCAGGAUGCAUUAGAUAGUCAGUUGGUUGAUGUCAUUUGUCCUGAACGUGAAGUGCUGAGUAAAGCCAUAGAAUUAGCAACAAAGUGGAGUGUUAAAGCUAGCGCAGGUGAGGUUUACAGACAAUUGAAACGAGAAAUGUACACCGAUGCGGUUCGUUUCCUGACUUUGCGCGGAUCGGAGAACGCGAAGCUGUAA
This is a messenger RNA of Paraglomus occultum, 717 nucleotides long. The record is from the annotation of a GenBank genome assembly. NCBI's taxonomy places the organism in Eukaryota, Fungi, Glomeromycota, Glomeromycetes, Paraglomerales, Paraglomeraceae.